AUGUGUCCUUUUGAAAGGGCAUGGAGCUAUAGUGAUGAUUUGCUUUCAUCUGUUACUGAGCGAGAUAUAGAGAUGCUCAAAGUCUUGGCCCCGUUAUCUCCCAGAUCCCUGAACAAGCUGAGAGAUUACCUGAACUUGCUCAAGUUUCCUGUUGAGGAACGCACCUUCGCAGCUCCUACCGAGGUUCUACCCUUAGAUUCCAGAGCAUCUUCUCGCACUAACUCGAUGUCGACAGCUCCAGCAAGAUCCAGUAACUUGUCCGACGAGGAUGCAAUGGACAGGCUCAAGAAUAGGAAGAGAUCAGCUGCUUCUUCUGGGCAGUCUCAGAUUGAAAGAGUUCCUCGCAAGAACCUACGCUCAUCCUCCAUCCCAACCACCAUUGACAUCACGACUGAUUCUCCUAGGGAUGAGGUCCUUGUGAGCUUUCCUGCUGACUUUCUAGCUGAAGAAGGUCUAGAAGGUGGGAUCUGGCCUGCAGCUGACAAGCUCGUAUUCCCAGCUGCACAAAAGAGGUUAAAGGGACAGGACCCUGAGGUCAUCCUGAACCAUGCUGUCCAGCUAUCCCUACAGCUUUCCCAGAGUUGCAUAGCUGCCAGGGACAGCUUGCGGACUGUUGCUAUCCUAGGAUAA
This is a messenger RNA of Beta vulgaris subsp. vulgaris (sugar beet), 630 nucleotides long. RefSeq lists its product as uncharacterized. NCBI's taxonomy places the organism in Eukaryota, Viridiplantae, Streptophyta, Magnoliopsida, Caryophyllales, Amaranthaceae. The transcript has 5 exons. The record is from RefSeq and is a predicted model, not a curated record. The coding region runs from base 1 to 630 and encodes 209 amino acids.